GGCCCCGAUCUUAUCUCUAGUAUGUAAGAAACAUGUGCAUCAUUUAUUUAGACUUGGUGGUGAACUGGUGGUGAUGAUGAAAAGCGAGGAGCUUUGGACUCACCAAUGUACCCAAAUUGCCAAACCAUGAGACGACCAUUUCUCCUUCUCCACCUCUCCAUCCUACUAAGUUGCUGCUGCUUCAUCCUCCCGUGGCUUCCCUCCUCUGCCUCACAGCCAGUGAAGUACCUUCCAGGCUUCGACGGCCAGUUGCCUUUCUAUUUCGAGACUGGGUAUGUGGGCGUGGGAGAAUCGGAGGAUGUGCAGCUCUUCUACUACUUGGUCAAGUCGCAGGGAAAACCUGAAACGGACCCUCUUGUGCUGUGGCUCACCGGCGGCCCUGGCUGCUCUGCCUUGUCUGGCCUCUUCCAUGAAAUCGGUCCGGUCCAUUUCCGGCUGGAGGAAUACAAUGGGAGUUUGCCUUCCUUGAUCAUUAAUCCCCACGCAUGGACACAGGUCGCGAGUAUCGUUUUCGUGGAUCAUCCUGUUCAAACGGGAUUCUCCUAUGCAAGAACUGAGGCUGCCACUCUAUCGAGUGACAGCACGGAAAUCGACCAAGGUGUAGAAUUUCUCAGGAAGUGGCUGAAAGAUCGUGAACAGUUCAAGUCGAACCCGGUGUACAUCGGUGGUGACUCCUACGCUGGCAUUCUUAUCCCUGGCGUAGCUCUCCGAAUCGCCAAUGAGAAUGAACAAGGAAUGGAACCAGUGAUCAGUCUCAUGGGUUAUUUGGUUGGUAACGGUGUGACAAAUGCAACCAUCGCACAUAACUCCAAGAUCAAAUUUGCUCAUGGAAUGGCCUUGAUUCCGGAUGAGCUCUACGAGUCGUUGACAAGAAGUUGCCAUGGAGAAUACUACAACGUAGAUCCUGCCAACUCCGAGUGCCUCAAACACGUACGAGUUUUCGAAAAGUGCAUAUCAGGACUCGAACAAUCGCAGAUCUUGUUACCCCAUUGCGUUUAUGCUUCACCCAGGCCGACGAUGAUGGUACGAAGAAGAUCAAGGUCUCUUCAAGAGUCGUUGGAACUGGAGGCAGAGCCACUUCCCACACUUGGCUGUCCUACUUUUGCAUAUCUACUGUCCAAGUACUGGGCCAAUGAUGAAGCCGUCCAGAGUGCUCUCCACGUUAGAAAGGGGACAAUAGGGACAUGGGAGAGAUGCAGUUCGAGGUUGCGUUACACGUAUGAUAUCCCUAGCAGUACCGAGUUUCAUCUGCAGCUAGCUAGAAAGGGCUACCGCUCCUUAAUCUACAGUGGGGAUCAUGACAUGAUCGUGUCGUACGUGGGGACCCUGGAAUAGAUACGAAGUCUGAAUUUUAGGAUAGUCGAGGAAUGGAGACAUUGGUUGCUUAACAACCAGGUUGCUGGGACUUAUUCUGAUCCAAGAUACUUCAAUCUCAUGACAUUUGCAACCAUCAAGGGUGCAGGCCACACGGCUCCCGAAAACAAGCCCUCUGAAUGUUUUGCCAUGUUUCGACGCUGGAUUACAGGCGAACCACUCUAAUGGUGGCAGCUUCCCUGGACUGGAGAUUGAUCAAGUCUUGAUUCAUGAUCUGGCUUGUUUUCUCCUCUUCUUUCCUUUGUCUACCUCCAUGUUUUCCCUUGCAGAUCUUGGGAUUUCGGAGAUGGAGCCCUUGGCGAGGGCACGGUCUAGAGAGCUUUGAAAGCAGAAGAUUUCUUCUCUCUGGCUUCUUCAUCGGUCGUCGGUAGUUCUGAUGGGUUCCCCCGUAUUUGGACGGUGGAAGCUGAUGGCGAUUGGCUCGGGGCGGGUUGCAUGGGAGGCCCUCUUCCUCUCCCUGUCAGUUCGGGUUUGGUGGAUUCUCCUACCGUUUUGACGAGAGUUGGCGGUGGCUGGUGGGGGUCGACGCGGCUGUCGAUUUCAAGGGGUGGUGGAGAGUUGGCUGCGGCGAUGGAGGAGUCCAGAGGGAAACGGACGGUCAGCUAGGGUUGAUGGGGUUUUGACAAUGUUUGGGUUCUUGGACCGAGCCCUAUUGGGUAUCCAGUUCUUUUUUGGGCCUUUUUGUCUUGAUUCUGUUUACUCUUGUUUCCAUUUGUAUCUUUACCGGUUGGGCUUGGCCCAUUUUGCAAUCUUAAUGAACUCAUUUAAAAAAAAA
Messenger RNA from Linum tenue, 2149 nucleotides. Lineage: Eukaryota; Viridiplantae; Streptophyta; Magnoliopsida; Malpighiales; Linaceae. The record is from the annotation of a GenBank genome assembly.